AUUAUCUUCUCACUAUGAGCCUGUAACAAGUUUUUCACUAAUCAAAAAUUCAAUGGCACCUAUUUUGUUGAAUCUGCCAAAUCAGCUCACCUUCGAAUCAAAUGUAGCACAGACACUGUCUCUGCUUGAAAGAUGUACAAAUAUGAUGGAACUAAAGCAGAUUCAUGCUCACAUUUACAAAACAGGUCUCAUUAUAGACCCUAUUCCAGUGAGCAGGCUUCUAACUUUCAGUACCUCACUGGAUUUUGGAAACUUAAUAUAUGCUCGGAAGGUUUUUGACAGAAUCAGCAGACGCAAUACUUUCAUGUGGAACACCAUGAUAAGAGGAUACUCAAACUGCAAUGAACCAAAAGAAGCCCUGUUUCUGUACCAUCAAAUGCUAUGUCAUUCAGCCCCACACAAUGCUUACACCUUCCCUUUCCUGCUCAAAGCAUGUUCCCGUAUGUCAGCCUUGGAAGAAACCCAACAAAUCCAUGCUCAAAUCAUAAAAACAGGGUUUGGCUUGGACAUUUAUGCCACAAAUUCCUUGCUUCAUGUUUAUGCCAUCUCUGGCAGCAUUAGAUCUGCACAUCUCCUCUUUGACAGGCUCCCCCACCGAGACAUUGUUUCUUGGAACUCAAUGAUUGAUGGGUAUACAAAAUCUGGUGACAUAGAUACGGCUAGUAAAUUUUUCAAAGAUAUGCCUGUAAAGAAUGUGAUCUCAUGGACAGCAAUGAUCUCUGGCUUUGUUGGGGCAAACCUGAACAAGGAAGCUCUUAAGCUUUUUCAUGAAAUGCAAGUUGCAAGCAUCAAACCCGACAAUGUAGCACUGGUAAGCUCACUUUCAGCAUGUGCACAUCUUGGAUCAUUGGAUGAAGGCAGAUGGAUUCACACCUAUAUAGACAAGAAUGGAAUCGAAAUUGAUCCAAUCCUGGGUUGUGUUCUUAUAGACAUGUAUGUCAAGUGUGGUGACAUGGAUGAAGCACUAAAAGUUUUCAGAAAACUAGAGAAGCAAAGUAUCUCUGCAUGGACGGCAAUAAUUAAUGGUUUUGCAAUACAUGGGCAGGGACAAGAAGCUCUUGAUUGGUUUAUGAAGAUGCAGAAAGCAGGAAUCAAGCCAAACUCGAUAACCUUCACAGCAAUUUUGACUGCAUGUAGUCAUGCAGGGCUGGUUGAUGAGGGUAAAUUGUUGUUCAAGACCAUGAUGACGGAUUAUAAAUUAAACCCAACAAUAGAGCAUUAUGGGUGCAUGGUAGACCUUCUAGGCAGAGCUGGUUUGCUUCUGGAAGCAAAAGAGCUAAUUGAGAAAAUGCCCUUAAACCCAAAUCCUGCAAUUUGGGGGGCACUGCUCAACGCAUGCCGGAUUCAUGGACAUCUUGAGUUAGGGAAGCAGAUAGGGAAAAUCCUGAUUGAAGUUGACCCUGCACAUGGUGGCCGGUAUAUUCACUUGGCAAGUAUUCAUGCUGCAGAUGGGGAAUGGGACCAGGCAGUCCAAGUACGAAGCCAGAUGAAAAACCAGGGAGUUUCAAAAAUUCCAGGGUGCAGUGCAAUUAGCCUUAAUGGGAUAAUCCAUGAAUUUUUAGCUGGAGAUGCAUCCCAUCCACAGAUGGAUGAGAUUUAUAAGAUGUGGAACCAGAUUGCAGAGAAACUUAAACAAGAUGGGUAUAAACCUGCAACAGGGGAUUUAUUACUUGACCUAGAUGAUGAGGAGAAAGAAAGAGCAAUCCAGCAGCAUAGUGAGAAGCUGGCUAUUGCAUUUGGGCUAAUCAGAACUAAACCAGAGACAACUAUCCGGAUUUUUAAGAACCUUCGGGUGUGUGAGGACUGUCAUACCGUUUUAAAGCUUAUAUCCAAGAUUUAUGCCAGGGAGAUUAUUGUGCGGGACAGGACUCGCUUCCACCUUUUCAAGGAAGGGAAAUGCUCUUGUAGAGAUUACUGGUAG
Molecule: messenger RNA, 1921 nt
Organism: Quercus robur (English oak)
Lineage: Eukaryota; Viridiplantae; Streptophyta; Magnoliopsida; Fagales; Fagaceae
Product: pentatricopeptide repeat-containing protein At5g66520
Exons: 1
Coding region: 53-1921 (622 amino acids)
Biological process (GO): RNA modification
Molecular function (GO): RNA binding; protein binding; zinc ion binding
Source: RefSeq, a predicted model, not a curated record